AUGACUGUUUGUAAUGUCAUGCUUCAUCAUAAUAAUGCCACAGCACAUAAAGCAAGAAUUGUAACAGAAUAUCUUCAUAAUGAACAAGUGGAACUUCUUCUUCACUCACCAUACAGUUCAGAUCUUGCUCCUUGUAAUUUUUUCUUAUUCUCUCAAAUAAAAAAAGAACUAAAGGGAAAGAGAUUUGAUAAGAUCAAAAACUUGGCAAGAGCUGUUCAGGCAGUUGUUGAAGGUAUUUCAAAAGAGAACUAUGAGAACUCUUUUCAAAGUUGGCAAAAUCGGCUAGAAUGUUGUAUAAAGUUUAAUGGAGAGUACUUUGAAGGAAUGAAGUAG
Messenger RNA from Ambispora leptoticha, 333 nucleotides. Lineage: Eukaryota; Fungi; Glomeromycota; Glomeromycetes; Archaeosporales; Ambisporaceae. The record is from the annotation of a GenBank genome assembly.